AUGGCGGCGAGUGUACCAAAUACGCUUGUGGAGAAACGUGCGACGAAUAAGAAUGUGAUCAUUCAACUCUUCCAGUGGUCCUGGAACUCUGUCGCUGCAGAGUGCACGACGUUCAUUGGUCCCGCGGGAUAUGGAUACGUGCAAGUCAGUCCUCCUGCCGAGCAUAUCACAGGUGCACAAUGGUGGACGGACUAUCAGCCCGUCUCGUACAUCCUAACUUCCAAGCGCGGUUCGCGUAGCGAGUUCGCUAAUAUGGUCACCACAUGUCAUAACGCUGGUGUACUCGUCCUUGUGGAUACCAUUUUGAAUCACAUGGCGGGAAUCAACUCCGGUACGGGUGUGGCCGGCUCUACUUUCACUCAUUAUGUGUAUCCCGGGAUUUACCAGUACCAAGACUUUCACCAUUGCACGCUUACCUCGACCGGAGAUAUUGUGGACUGGACGAGUAGAGCGCAGGUUCAGACAUGUGAACUCGUCAAUCUCUCCGAUCUUGCCACGGAGACGGAAUAUGUACGCGCCAAACUCGCCGCCUAUAUGAACGAUCUCGUCUCUCUCGGAGUUGAUGGCUUUCGAAUCGACGCUGCACGACAUGUUGCAACCGAGGAUAUCGCCAACAUUCUCUCCCGCGUCUCAGCAGCUGGUUAUGUCAGUCAAGAAGUCAGUUUUGACGGGGAUCAAAACGCUGUCAAACCUCUGGAAUAUGUUGCCAACGGCGCUGUUCAAGAGAACGGCUUUUAUAUACUUGUUAUUUGCUGUCUAACUCCUCCUCAGGAUGCGUUUACGUCGUCCGGCAUCUCUCAGCUGCAGACCCUUGGGAGCGCCAGCUGGGUUCCUAAUACUGGCUAUGGAGCUAAUGUCUUCGUCGCUAAUCACGAUACCGAAAGAGCCGGUGGCUCGCUUCGAUAUGACUCUUCUUCCAACACCUAUACACUCGCUAUGGUCUUAUCCCUCGCACAUCCUUAUGGAGUUCCGACGAUCCUCAGCUCGUAUUCAUUUAGCAACAAUGAUAACGGGGCGCCAAACUCCAACUACGGAACGUGCUCUGGUUCGACGGGAUCAAACGGAUGGCUCUGUCAACACAGAUGGCCUGCAGUCUCUGGUCUCGUUGGGUUUCACAAUACCGUCGGGACCGAUGCGUUGAAUAAUUGGGUUAGCCCCGCGAGCCAACAGAUUGCGUUCGGACGAGGUUCUAGCGGCUUCGUUGUAAUCAACAACGCCGACUCAAGCUGGACGUCAUCAUUCACAACCUCACUUCCUGAUGGCACGUAUUGUGACGUAUACACCGGUCCAAAGAGUGGAUCAAAUUGCUCUGGUGCAGCGUAUACAGUCUCGGGGGGCGUGUUCAGCGCAACCGUUGCAGCACGUACCGCACUCGCAUUGCACACUGGUGCGACUACCACAGCCGUGACUACGACAGUCACAAGCACGACCAAGACUACGAGCACCACGACGUCGACUGCUUCUGCGAGUUCGGUGACGGUUACAUUCGCUGUAUACGCGACGACAGUUUGGGGACAGAAUGUAUAUGUCACAGGCAGCAUCUCUCAGCUCGGAAAUUGGGGACCAACCUCUGGCGUUGCUCUCUCUUCCGCAUCGUAUCCGACGUGGAAGGGGACAGCAGUCAUCCCUGCUGGAACCACGUUUCAGUACAAGUACAUCAAAUGGGAUGGCAGCACCGUCACAUGGGAAAGCAAUCCAAAUCGAUCGUAUACCACCACGACGUCUUCAGUGACGCUCAACGAUACCUGGCGAUGA
This is a messenger RNA of Serendipita indica DSM 11827, 1755 nucleotides long. Lineage: Eukaryota; Fungi; Basidiomycota; Agaricomycetes; Sebacinales; Serendipitaceae. The record is from the annotation of a GenBank genome assembly.